CUUCUGCAAAACUUCUUUCUGCAAUAUACAAUACGAAUAUCAAGCAAAAAGAAGAGAGGCUAUGUCAGCUCCUUGCUCUUCUGUCAGUGUCUCUGGUAUGACCCAGCUCUUCUUGUCAAGCUAGUCCACAGACAGAAUAUGAUCAGAAGAGCAUGUCCUGUGGAUCCAGGCAAACCCGAUUUCACAUCCUGGAUCUACAAGUAUCAGAAUUUCUUUCAUCACGUUUGAAUAAAUCACUUAAAGAAAACUCAUAGCUCCAUUGCACCAUGUGCGGGAUUUGGGCCCUCUUUGGUAGUGAUGACUGCCUUUCAGUGCAGUGUCUGAGUGCUAUGAAGAUUGCACACAGGGGUCCAGAUGCAUUUCGUUUUGAGAAUGUCAAUGGAUACACCAACUGCUGCUUUGGAUUUCAUCGGUUGGCAGUGGUUGACCAGCUGUUUGGAAUGCAGCCAAUUCGAGUAAAGAAAUAUCCUUAUUUGUGGCUCUGUUACAACGGUGAAAUCUACAACCACAAGAAGAUGCAACAACAUUUUGAAUUUGAAUACCAGACCAAAGUGGAUGGUGAGAUAAUCCUUCAUCUAUACGACAAAGGAGGAAUUGAGCAAACAGUUUGUAUGUUGGAUGGGGUAUUUGCAUUUAUUUUACUGGAUACUGCCAAUAAGAAAGUGUUCCUGGGCAGAGAUACUUAUGGAGUCAGGCCUUUGUUUAAAGCCAUGACAGAAGAUGGAUUUUUGGCCGUGUGUUCAGAAGCUAAAGGUCUUGUUAACCUGAAGCACUCCACGACUCCUUUUUUAAAAGUGGAGCCAUUUCUCCCGGGACACUAUGAAGUUUUGGAUUUAAAGCCAAAUGGCAAAGUGGCCUCCGUGGAAAUGGUUAAAUAUCAUCACUGUAGAGAUGAGCCUCUGCAUGCCCUCUACGACAAUGUGGAGAAACUCUUCCCAGGUUUUGAGAUAGAAACUGUGAAGAACAACCUCCGGAUCCUUUUUGAUAAUGCCAUUAAGAAACGCUUGAUGACAGACAGAAGGAUUGGCUGCCUUUUAUCAGGGGGCUUAGAUUCCAGUUUGGUUGCUGCCACCCUGUUAAAGCAGCUAAAAGAGGCCCAUGUUCAGUACCCUCUCCAGACGUUUGCAAUUGGCAUGGAAGACAGUACUGAUUUACUAGCUGCUAGAAAGGUGGCAAAUCACAUUGGGAGUGAACACCAUGAAGUCCUCUUUAAUUCUGAGGAAGGCAUUCAAGUCCUGGAUGAAGUCAUAUUUUCCUUGGAAACUUACGAUAUUACAACAGUUCGUGCUUCAGUAGGUAUGUACUUAGUUUCCAAGUACAUUCGGAAGAACACAGAUAGCGUGGUGAUCUUCUCCGGAGAAGGCUCAGAUGAGCUGACGCAGGGUUACAUAUAUUUUCACAAGGCUCCUUCUCCUGAAAAAGCUGAGGAGGAGAGUGAGAGGCUUCUGAAGGAACUCUACCUGUUCGAUGUGCUCCGGGCAGAUCGCACCACUGCUGCCCACGGCCUUGAAUUGAGAGUCCCCUUCCUGGAUCAUCGAUUUUCUUCCUAUUACUUGUCUCUGCCCCCAGAUAUGAGAAUUCCCAAGAAUGGGAUAGAAAAACAUCUCCUGAGAGAGACCUUUGAGGACUCCAACCUGAUACCUAAAGACAUUCUCUGGCGGCCAAAAGAAGCCUUCAGUGAUGGAAUAACCUCGGUUAAGAAUUCCUGGUUUAGGAUUUUACAGGAAUAUAUUGAACAUCAGGUUGAUGACGCAAUGAUGGCAGUGGCGGCCCAAAAAUUUCCCUUCAACACUCCUAAAACUAAAGAGGGCUAUUACUACCGUCAAAUCUUCGAACGCCACUACCCGGGCCGGGCCGACUGGCUGACCCAUUACUGGAUGCCGAGGUGGAUCAACGCCACUGACCCUUCAGCCCGCACUCUGGCCCAUUACAAGGCCGCUGCCAAAGCCUAGGGCUGUCUGCGCAAGUCAGUGCAAGGAAACGUUCCUCUUGCAGAGAGCAGGGCCUGGGGGCAGGAGGGGAGCGGUGAGCGUCAGCCACUCAGGCUCCCUGGGCCUGAGAAAAAAUAAAAGUCUUAAAUC
Leptonychotes weddellii (Weddell seal) is the source of this 2081-nucleotide messenger RNA. The record is from RefSeq and is a predicted model, not a curated record. Lineage: Eukaryota; Metazoa; Chordata; Mammalia; Carnivora; Phocidae.